Molecule: messenger RNA, 1596 nt
Organism: Neoarthrinium moseri
Lineage: Eukaryota; Fungi; Ascomycota; Sordariomycetes; Amphisphaeriales; Apiosporaceae
Exons: 7
Coding region: 1-1596 (531 amino acids)
Biological process (GO): carbohydrate transport; transmembrane transport
Cellular component (GO): membrane
Molecular function (GO): carbohydrate:proton symporter activity
Source: RefSeq, a predicted model, not a curated record
AUGGCUAUCGACGAGAAGAACCUGGGCCACGUCGAGGACCCUGCCGUGGAAACGCAGACAGACCUUGCCAACCUCGCCAACUUGGAAGAGCAUGAGGUCGGCAAGUGGGCUUCCUUGAAAAAGUACCCCCUGGCCUGCUUCUGGUGCAUGUACGCCGUGUGGUGCGUCUUGUUGGUCAGUUUCGAGAACCAGGCCGCUGGCAGCGUCAUCAGCAUCCCGGAGUUCCGCAAGGACUUUGGCUAUAAUUACCAAGGCGAAUGGACACUCCCUGCUAGCUGGCAAUCGGCAUUUUCUGGAGCACCUGUGGCCUCUGGUAUCGUAGGAUCAUUGGCCUGCGGUCAAAUCGGAGAUCUCAUCGGCAGACGGGGAGUCUUGAUAGGCUGUUUCGUCAUCACCUUUGCUGCAGUAACAGUCGAGUUCAUCGCAACCACUAAUGCCGUGUUCUUCGCGGGGAAGUUUAUCAAUGGAUUCGCCGUCGGUGCCAUUGCUACCUUGACCGUGGCUUAUAUUGGCGAAAUUACACCCCUUGCCCUUCGUGGAGUGUUCACCUGCCUAAACGCUCUAUCAUAUACACUCGGUCCCUUGACCGUGGCAAUCAUCGUUAACUACACCGGCGAGUUUGAGAGCCGGUGGGCCUACAGAGCAGUAUUCUGUGCACAGUACGGAUUUGCCGUCAUUGCUGCUAUCGGAGUCUUCUUCAUGCCCGAAUCGCCUUGGUGGCUUGCGUCCAAGGGGAGAAUGGACGACGCACUCAAGAGUCUGGCUAAACUGGGCCAUAGAGGCGAGCAGGGUGUCUCCAAGCUUGCGUUGAUUCAGCAGACACUCGACAAAGUCAAGCAGGAGACCGAGGGUGCAACAUAUAUGGAAUGCUUCCGCAAGACGAACUUGCGGCGAACGAUCAUCUCGAUCAUGCCACUAAGCAUCCAGUCGCUUUCUGGUGUUAUUUUCGCCGCCUCUUACUCGACUUACUACAUGCAACUGGCUGGGUAUAGCACAGCGGAGAGCUUCAAGCUGCAGAUCGGUCAACAGGUGCUGUCCCUAUUUGGCAAUGUCUGUUCGUGGUACCUUGUGGACCGUGUUGGAAGAAGGAACUUGACCUUCUACGGAUUACUCGUCCUCACCGGAAUCCUGUUCGUCAUGGCAGCUUGCGCUACUGUCGGAACCCCAGGCCCUAUCAAGGCGACGAUUGCGAUGAUCUUGCUGUACUGCUGGUGGUACAACGUGACCAUCGGGGCAACGGCCUAUACAAUUCUGGCUGAGGUUUCCACUUCACGACUACGAGGAAAGACUGUCGCUAUCGGCUUCGCGUUGCAAAACAUUCUCAACAUGAUCUGGCUCUUUGUCCUGCCGUAUCUUUUCAACCCCGAUUAUGCCAACUUGGGCGCAAAGGUCGCGUUUAUCUUUGGAGGCCUAGCUGUAUUCUCUCUGGUGUACCUCUUCAUCUACCAGCCAGAGACAGCAGGCCGUUCGUAUCAAGAACUUGACGAGAUGUUCACGAAGAAGGUCCCGGCGCGCCAGUUCAAGAGUUUCCGAACAGAGUCGCAAGAGCAGAACGCCCAGUUGACGGGCGAUGCAGCGAAGCAAGCCGAGUUGUAG